AUGAGCGAAGAAGGAAAAUCAUCCAUCGAGGAAGCAUUUGCAUGGGCCGUCAAGAAUGGUGAUCUUUCAAAUGUUAAAACUGCAGUUGAAGCUGAUCCAAAGAUUCUUAACAAAUUAGAUGCCAACCAAAGAGGACCUGCUCAUUGGGCCGCUGAUUUUAACCAAGUUGAAGUGUUGACCUAUCUUAUUUCUAAAAAGGUCAACGUAGAUCAAAAAGACAAAUAUGGAAUUACACCACUCCUUGCUGCCGUUUACGAAGGGCACGUAGAGUCUGUUGCUCUGCUCGUCAAAUCUGGUGCCUCUGUAAAGACGGAAGGUCCAGAUGGAAGAACUGCUGUUGAAGCUGCUGAAAGUGAGCCAAUUAAAAAGGCUCUCUCUGGAAAAUGA
Molecule: messenger RNA, 387 nt
Organism: Cavenderia fasciculata
Lineage: Eukaryota; Evosea; Eumycetozoa; Acytosteliales; Cavenderiaceae
Product: 12 days embryo spinal ganglion cDNA
Exons: 3
Coding region: 1-387 (128 amino acids)
Biological process (GO): regulation of barbed-end actin filament capping
Cellular component (GO): nucleus; cytoplasm
Molecular function (GO): protein binding
Source: RefSeq, a predicted model, not a curated record